This is a messenger RNA of Caenorhabditis sp. 36 PRJEB53466, 1501 nucleotides long. NCBI's taxonomy places the organism in Eukaryota, Metazoa, Nematoda, Chromadorea, Rhabditida, Rhabditidae. The record is from the annotation of a GenBank genome assembly.
AUGUUCAGCAAACUCAAGUUCUGGAAAAAGAAGAACAAAAAGAAGAAGAAGAAAGAAGAUGAGGUUGAGACCACGGACGUUCCAGUCAAGCAGGAGGAGGUGGCGCCACGCGUAACGGACACGAAGAGAAACGAUGGAAUCAGUCCAAAAAGCGCUUUGAUGCACUUUGGCCACCUUCUCACAGAAUAUGAGAAGAAAGAAGUUCUUGAAUAUAAGAAUGUGUACCAUAUGGGAAAAAAAUCAGCCAAGUUCGAUGCCCCGAUGGAUGCAGAUGAGACCGGAUUCUUCACGCUGGAGAAUUACCGCUACAAGGUGAACGUCGGAGAUCAUAUCGCAUAUCGCUAUCAGCUCCAGGAACUUGUUUCCAACCAAUACAGAGCUCAGGUAAGUGUAGAAAAACAUUCCAAUAAUAGCAAUUAACUUCAGGUGUUCAAUGCGAUGGACGGCAAAAAUUUCUCCAAAGUGACCAUCAAGAGCUUGAACAGGAAAUGGUUCGACCUGGACCAGCAGUAUAGGGAGUGGAACAAGCUUCGAGAUAUUCAGGAGCUCGUACCAGCAAGUCAGGCCUUCAUUUUGCUACCGAUGAACAUAGGAGAAUUCCGUAAUCACUUUUUCAUGGUUUUCGAACAGUUUGAGACGGAUCUGCAGAAAUAUAUGAAUGAGAAACCGAAGUGGGCUCUUGAGGUGAAUGAGCCCAAUUUUCCACUUAAAAAAUAUUUUUUUCAGGAUAUCGCGACAUCAAUUCCAGGAGUUUUCAAAGGUCUCGAUGUCUUGAAAAAAUUGGACAUCAUACAUGGUAACAUCCAACCGGCUAACAUCCUUUUGAACAGAAAGGAACCCCACAUUCUCAAAAUUUGCGGUUUUGGCUCGGCUAUCUAUCCGACAAAGUACCGGCGAGAGACACAAGAGCUGCACUACCGUGCUCCGGAGCAGUUCAUGAUGGGCCCAGUCUCUCCAGCCAUGGAUGUCUGGUCUGUGGGCUGCAUCAUGGGAGAGAUGGCCUACGGAAAACCGUUCCUGAACGGCGUCGACGACCCGAAUCAGUUCUACGCUAUUCAAGAAACUUUUGGGAUUCCACCGCAAGAGUUCCGCCGUUCGUGCUACAGAGCGGAGCUUUACUUCUUCAAAACAGCCCACGACGCACCCACGCACUGCAUUUUUGUCGAGGAUUCGGACGGAGGGUUCAAGUUAGAGAUCGACUAGUAAGUUGUGCAAGUAAACUAUUUUAGGGGUUAACGAUUCAUUUAUUGCAGCGCAAACUCCCUAGCGACCAGCGACCGUCUUCCUCCGGGUUCGAGACCCCUUUUAUCUUUCUUCCCAGGCCGAGAGCUUGCGCUCUUCCGCAACCUACUCUAUAAAUGCUUUGAGUGGAUGCCGGAGAAGCGUUUGGAUCCGGCGGCUGCCGUCAAACAUCACUUCUUCUUGAAUUACGAGUGCUUGGUCAGUUUACACAUGUGCCAAGCAUGGAAUGCAUUCAUUUUUGCAGUAUGACGGUGACUGA